Messenger RNA from Penicillium antarcticum, 483 nucleotides. Its product is annotated as SRP9/SRP21 family protein. The record is from RefSeq and is a predicted model, not a curated record. Gene Ontology annotation, biological process: SRP-dependent cotranslational protein targeting to membrane. Gene Ontology annotation, cellular component: signal recognition particle, endoplasmic reticulum targeting. The transcript is spliced from 2 exons. Bases 1 to 483 code for a protein of 160 amino acids. NCBI's taxonomy places the organism in Eukaryota, Fungi, Ascomycota, Eurotiomycetes, Eurotiales, Aspergillaceae.
AUGCCGUACCUUCCUACCUCCCAGGCCUACUUGGAACAGUCCGCGCAGUUAUUACAAGCGUACCCAGAAACAACUCGCAUAACAACAAAAUACAACUUCCCAACCACAAGACCAGGAAACGCAAAGCGAAUCCAAAAAUCGCAAGCCAAAAAGAACAGCAAAGAAAAUGCCACAACACAAACCCUCGCCGCGCCCAUCGCAACCCUCACCCUGAAAACCUUCAACCCUGGCACAGGAAUCUGCAUCCAAUACCGCACGAACAAGGCGCAGGAGGUUUCGCGACUAAUUACGAGCCUGGGGAAGCUGGCUGCUGGUGCUGAUGUUGCUGGGCUGGGAUUAGGAAAUGCUGCUCCUGUGGGCGAUGUGGAGAUGGUGGAUGCGCCUGCGCCUGCGGCUGUUGAGGAGGCUGGGUCUGGGAAGGGACCUGCUCAGGGUCAGGCUGGUGGGAAGGGGAAGAAGAAGGGUGGGAAGGGAAAGCGAUAA